GCACCACAUGAAGUUUGGAGAGAAUUUUCAGAGCUAAAUAAGUCAAAAUGUAUGUCACAGUAGCUUAAAAUAUAUCUACGUUUGUAUUUGAUUGACAAGUUUAAAGAGUUCUGUGCUGUAAGUGAUGGAUAGAAAAGGGAACAUGCGGCGCGCCACAUCGGCUGGAUACCGUUUACCAGACCGACCAAACGGUCCUCUCGCCUCGCAGUCCUCCGUCUCAGUGUUCAGGCAUUCAGGGGGCAGGACACGAAACACCGAGACACAGGAGCACGACGAUGACACCCGAGACCCGGUAAAGCAGGACCAGGUCUGGAGAGAGUUUGUGCGCGCCGAGCGAACCGGAGUGAUGGAAUGGGAGAAGAACUGGAGUUUCCUCAAGAACUUUGACCAGCUGGGUCGUCCACGAACAGAAACUCCUCUCCCCAGCUCUACGUCUUUGUAUUCAGAUAGAGUCCCGAACACUAGUAACCAAAUGUUUGGCAGUGGCUUGUACACUGAGCUGGGCAAGGAGCUGAUUCGCAUGGACAAUCUGCUAAUCCUGACAACAAACCACCGCAAGACCAAAAGAAAUCCAGAGAUGCAACCUAGCUGAAGUUUACCAUGCACAGGGUCUGUAAAGAAACACUCCCUAUAGUGUCCCAACAUAGAUUUGUUCCAUUCUCUAGAGAUUGUCCCUUGAGUCUUUCUGUUUGUCUUCUUGUCUCUCUGUCAACAACUACUGUGAUGUUGCCAACCUCUGAAUACCAGGUUGUGUGUGUGUGUGUGUGUGUGUGUGUGUGUGUGUUUUCACAGUGUGGCAGAUGAGAGCUUAGGUGAA
This is a messenger RNA of Xyrauchen texanus (razorback sucker), 817 nucleotides long. RefSeq lists its product as uncharacterized. The transcript has 3 exons. Bases 125 to 592 code for a protein of 155 amino acids. Lineage: Eukaryota; Metazoa; Chordata; Actinopteri; Cypriniformes; Catostomidae. The record is from RefSeq and is a predicted model, not a curated record.